Messenger RNA from Cuculus canorus (common cuckoo), 978 nucleotides. RefSeq names its product C-C motif chemokine ligand 20 (gene CCL20). Lineage: Eukaryota; Metazoa; Chordata; Aves; Cuculiformes; Cuculidae. Bases 31 to 504 code for a protein of 157 amino acids. Gene Ontology annotation, biological process: positive regulation of ERK1 and ERK2 cascade; cellular response to interleukin-1; immune response. Gene Ontology annotation, cellular component: extracellular region. The transcript has 4 exons. Gene Ontology annotation, molecular function: chemokine activity; CCR chemokine receptor binding. The record is from RefSeq and is a predicted model, not a curated record.
CCAGGAAGGUGUGCUGGGGCUGCACCGGGCAUGAUGGAAUUUGCCAUGGGGAAAUCCACUGAUAUCAGUGGAACCCGCCCGCGUGUGAAUUCCCGCGGCUCCUGCCACUGCUUUAUAAGCAGGUGGAGGUGCAGCGAGCUGGCAGGACAGGCAGGCAGCAGCCAAGCCCUCGCUGAAGCACAGCUGCUCUCUGGGGUGGAAAUGACUGGCUUCAGCAGCAAGAGCUUCAUCCUGGUGUCCCUGUUGGGGCUCCUGACGCUGCUCCUGUGUGGCAGCUCCAAAGCACAAAGCAACCAGGAUUGCUGCCUGUCUUACACCAAAGUGCGUCUGCCUCGGUGGGCCCUGAAGGGUUAUUCUGAGCAGCUCUCCGGUGAAGUCUGUGACAUCCAUGCAAUCAUUUUCCACACUUAUAGUGGACUGCAUGCCUGUGUAAAUCCUAAGGAAGGCUGGGUGAAGAAGCAUCUUCUUUUCCUGAGCCAAAAGCUCAGGAAGAUGUCAAUGUGAUAUGGUUUCCAGCAGGGAACUAAAUACAGAUGGAGCUGAAGAACCACUAGGUUCAACCUCUCGGCUGAGAUCAUCAUCUUGUACACUGUUGUGUGCUUACCACUAUCUCUGGCUUCUUUGGAACCAUUGAACUCCUUGAGUUGAUUCAUAUUGCAUCGCUGUUUUGCUUGAAUUAAGCAUUUUGUUAAAGUUUCUACUUUUAUUAAUGUGUGUAUGUUACUAAGACAACAUGAGUAUUAUUUAGUAAGGACUGCCUUAAGCUGUUGUACACAAUGUGAAUUUUAGUAAGUUUAUUGUGUGUUUGUUUUAUUCAGGAUGUGUAAAGUGGGUUAUUUAUUCUGUGUAUUUUGUAACUUCUUUGGCAUUGCCUUGUAUUUCCUUUCAACUGUAGUUAGCAUUAUGAUACCUCUUGAUCUAUUGUUAAACAAAUUUGCUUGUAGAAAAAAAAUUGAAAUUGCAGUUUAAAAGAAAAUA